UCACCUCCUCUACACUGGAACAGUCCCUCUAGCUCUUAGAAAAAGAGCUUGAACCUCUACAUCCAGAAGGAGUGGGAGGCAGAGAGAAGACUUAGGGAAAGAUGACAGGGGAAAGACCAGGCUAGCUGAAGCUGCAUCAGAUGCGCUCUGCGGGUGACUGAGGGGCCUGAAAACGCCAUCAUGAGCUCCCAUGUGGGAGCUUCUGGGUUUGAUGGCUCAGGCAGAUUUGGAGAACGUGGAACUGAGGAAGUCAGCGAAGACAACUGUAGCACUGAAACUUUCAACCAGUGUUUAAAGGCAGCGAGACCGAGGCUGAGGAGUGCAGAUCCAGCUGGAGAGGGAAGGUCGAGCACUGUAGACCAACUGGUGAGACCUGCCCUUCCAGGGAGGAAAGCACACAAGAAGACCUGCAGCAAGGACAACAGAGGAAGAUGGAGAGAGGUAAACCAAGACAGGGAUGAGGAGAGACAGAAUGUUGAGCAUGUUGGAGGCAAGGAAAGAAGAAAACAAAGUUCAAGGAAAACUGGAAGAACUGAGACACAUAGAGAUGGAGCCCAGGACAGAAAGAGAAGAGGAAGCCCUGAAAGUUUGUCUAGCAGUAAUUCUGACAUCCAGUUAAACAGCACUUUGGAAGUUGGAGAAGGAUCAAACAACUUGGAGAGAGGACAACCGUGUCCUCAUCACAGUAUUGGCUGCACCCGGACCAUCGCUGCCAAUUUAAACCCCCAAUCUCCCUGGCCAGCGAUGAGGUCCAUGUCUUCUGCUCUCCCACAGCCUCCCAUCCAAACCAGAUCACCUCAAAGACUCUCAUCCAAGACAGCUACAGGAGACCUACACCGCUACUCUUUCAGUUUAUCCAGAGAGCCAGAUCCGUUCUGGGUGGAUGUGACAACAGCGGCAGCAACUGGACGAUCAUCGCAAAGCCAUCCUGCUCAGACACACAUCCCGUCUCUCACCAGCUCGGAGCUAGGAGAAGAAGAAGGGGAGGUGGAGGAUGAGGAAGAAGAGGAGGAUGUGGAAGAUGGUGAGGAAGGAGGCAGUGGUGUGAUGGAGGUGAUGAGUCAAACCAUGACCUCAGCAGUGGUGCCGCCUUGUGUUCCUUUUGGGGAGAGGAUGAUGAGUAAAAGAGAGAAGAACAGGAUUAAGUGUCUGAGGAGGAGGCAGAGGAGAAGGGAGAGGUGGAGACAAAGUCAACUGCAGGAGAGCAGACAGAGUUCAACAGGGAACCCAUCCAGCAGCAGCAGCGAGGAUGAGGAGGACGUGAGCACCGGGGACAGAGAAGGAUACAUCUGUGCAGUGUGUUUGGAUGUAUACUUCAGCCCUUACAUGUGUCAUCCCUGCAACCACAUCUUCUGUGAACCCUGUCUGAGGACACUGGCUAAGAACAGCCCGACCAACACCCCCUGCCCCCUCUGCAGAACAAUCAUCACACAUGUCUUCUUCCAGAAGGAGCUCAAUCAAACAGCAAGGACAUUCUUCCCAAAGGAAUACCUUUCCCGGAAACAGAACUUCCAGAAAGCCAGUUGUGCUAAGUGGCCUCUGCCGAGCUGCCGAAAACUCUUCCGUAUCUUUGGAGGCUUCCAGAGGCAGUCCAGUCCCAUUGCUAGACGCCAGUUCCCCCAUGGAGGAGGCUACCGUCUGGAUGCUAUGGACUUUGAGGAUGACUCUCGAGGCUGGCAUUUUGACAUGGAUAUGGUCAUCAUCUACAUCUACUCAGUCAACUGGGUUAUUGGCUUCUUCAUAUUCUGCUUCCUUUGCUACCUUUUCUUCCCUUCUUUUUGACAGUCAACAAUGAUGGAGCAACAUAGAAAGAGCAACGGUUUAAUAUAUAUAUAUAUAUACACAUAUAUAUACAACAGUGUGCCAGCUUGUUGUCUUUCAUGAAUAAAUGAUUGAAACAGGGAAUUGUAAGGAUGUUUUGGAAUCCAGUAGUCUCUGUUCUCUGUCUCCACAUGAUGCAAAUGUAAUGUGGGUUGCACAAAAUGCCCUGUAUAGAGGGGAGUUAAUAUACCAGCUCCAAGAACAUAACAUUUCAGUACUACCACAGGUAUUGCAUAUUCCCAUGAUAAUAAAAAAACAGAGAAAUAACAUGAGUGAGCUCUUUUUGGGUGGAUUUUCAUGUUUAUGCAUCCUCAGAAAACUUAAUUAAAUGAAAGAUUUGCUCUGGUAUGGGUUGAGACCAUUUGUUUUAUGAACCUUUCUGUUCCAAUUUGCCACCAUACACCAUAUCCUUGCUACUUAGACCUUUUUAAUUGGCACUUGCAUUAAACUAUGGAGUAUGUCUUGCUAGAUGUUUUCAUUUGCUGUUUUUUUUUCCACUGAGAAGGAAUUGUGUUUUGUUUGUUCUUAAGCACCCCCUGGAGGGAAUAAAUGUUUGGUUGUACUAGGUCACUGUACACAGAAACACAUACAUACAUACAUGUAUGUAGAUCCGGCUUGAAAUUUAAUUUGUAAAUUUUAAGUGAUUUCUAUUUUUGGUAAUGAAAUCAUGUAUUACAGCCAAAUAAAUAGAUUUUUUCCUGACACAGUUUUAUACCAAAUAUGCAAUUUCUUAACUUUCAUUUUCGGUAGUAUGUGGUGGGUUUUGAAUCUCUACGUAUGCCCAAUGCAAAUAUUGUUCUCUGCUUGGCACAACUGUACAAAAAUAAUAAAUUGGAAGUUAUUUAUAGG
Molecule: messenger RNA, 2670 nt
Organism: Dicentrarchus labrax (European seabass)
Lineage: Eukaryota; Metazoa; Chordata; Actinopteri; Moronidae
Gene: rnf180a
Product: ring finger protein 180a
Exons: 4
Coding region: 181-1782 (533 amino acids)
Biological process (GO): serotonin metabolic process; norepinephrine metabolic process; positive regulation of proteasomal ubiquitin-dependent protein catabolic process
Cellular component (GO): endoplasmic reticulum membrane
Molecular function (GO): ubiquitin conjugating enzyme binding; ubiquitin protein ligase activity
Source: RefSeq, a predicted model, not a curated record